AUGACAACAGAUGGAGGUGGCUGGACGGUAUUUCAAAACCGGUUUGAUGGUUCUGUUGAUUUUGUAAGAAAUCUUAUAGACUAUGAGAAUGGCUUUGGCAACUUGGAAGGUGAAUUUUGGCUCGAUUUAGACGAGACAGCAAAUGUUCAUCUUCUCUCAAUCAGCGGUGUCCCAUUUUUGAUAUUCGACCAAGACACAUUCGAGAAUUGUUCUGGGAUCUAUGGAGGUGGCUGGUGGUAUAAGGAUAAAGCAUGUGGGGACAUCAACUUGAACGACUCUUCAGCCUCAGUGGAGUCCCUUGAAGAAAUUGUGUGCAAUGAAAGACUAAAAGAUUCAGAUAUAGUGUAUGUUUGA
Ruditapes philippinarum (Manila clam) is the source of this 354-nucleotide messenger RNA. RefSeq names its product veficolin-1-like. The coding region runs from base 1 to 354 and encodes 117 amino acids. Lineage: Eukaryota; Metazoa; Mollusca; Bivalvia; Venerida; Veneridae. The record is from RefSeq and is a predicted model, not a curated record. The transcript has 4 exons.